AUGUCCAUCCCGCCGGCAGCAAAGGGAACAAGGGCUGGAGGAGCCUCUGGUCCACCUGGAGCAAGGGAUGAGGCUCCCGCUUCCCCGGGCUGGGAAGUAGGCGGCACAUCCCGGUCCCGGCUGUGCUGCCCCAUUGGAGAUGCCCAUCGGAACCACGGCAGGAAAAGCAGCUUCCGGCCCAAGCAGCAUCUGGAGCACUUGGUGGAGAAGCUGAAGCUCCUGGCUCUGGAUGGAGGCCGGGAAGGGCCGGAGCAGCUCUGCUCAUGGCACAGGAUCCCAUGGGAUGCGAAGGCCUCUGGCUCCAGCCGUGAUGGACCAAGGGCUUGUGGAGGUGCCACCGCAGAGGAAUCCCCACGGGAGGACAAAGGCAGCUCCAUGAACCAGGUUAUUCCUUUCCGGAUCAUCUCAAGGGGUUUCUGGGAGCUCCUCGGGAUCAUGGGCUUGGAGCCGGCUCGGGAGUUCCCUAUAGUUGGGGUUUAUCCUCAUGGGAAUAACUGGGGAGACCCAGACAAGAAUAACCCCAACUUUGGGGCUAAACCCGGGAAUAUGGAGCAAACACAGAAGGAUCUGGAGACGCUCCGGAAGCACCGGGAAGCGCUUUGGGACCUGAAGGCGAGCGGCGAGAGGCGGUGCCGGGAUUACCUGGCACGGACGGAGCUGCAGGGGCAGGCGCUGGCGGCGGAAUUCCGGCGGCUGCGGCGCUUCCUGCGGGAUCGGGAGCUGCGGGAGCUGCUGCGGCUGCGGGAGCUGCAGCGCCAGGCCAGGGCCAGGCAGGGGCAGGAGGACGCCAGGAUCCGGGGGGAGCUCGGGCUCCUCCAGGCGCUCAUCGGCGCCAUGGAAAGGCAGCUCGAGGGAGCCGGGAGCGUGUUCCUGCAGGGUGCCCGAAGCGCUGUGGACAGGUACGUGCUCCUCCAGCACCCGUGUCCCAUGGGAAGGCUCAUGGGCAUCAUUCCCAUGGGAAGGCUCGUGGACACCAAUCCCAUGGGAAGGGGCGAUGGGAGCCAAGUGUCCACAGGGAGCUGGUCGGCAUCUCCAGCUUGGGAUACAGGGAUACUGGGGACAACCAGCUGCGCCCCAUCCCCACAGGAUGUGGGGGUCAGGAGGGUCGGUCCCAGCCCCACAUCUAAGGUCGCGUCCAGGUUGGAGAUGGGCAAUUCCCGGAGGAUAACAGAGACCUUCCAGGACCUGGAGCAGAAGCUCGAGGUCAUCUCCCGACAGAACCGUGUCCUCAUGGAGGCGCUGGGCACAUUCCAAGACACUUUGCCGUCGGAAGUGGAGAAGGAGCAAGGAGCAUCCCCGGGAGCAGAUGGAGGAGGUGAGGAUCUCUGCAGAAGCGGCUCCAACAAAGGCGCUUCCUUUGGCAGGGAGAGGGUCUUCCCCUUCUUCCAGCUGGGGAAGGGAUCCCGCCUCCGCCUCUAUGUGGCAGCAGCUGCGCCCAAAAGGGACCUGGCAGCGGUGGGAUUCGAACCCACGCCCCCGAAGAGACUGGAGCCUUAA
Molecule: messenger RNA, 1497 nt
Organism: Strigops habroptila (Kakapo)
Lineage: Eukaryota; Metazoa; Chordata; Aves; Psittaciformes; Psittacidae
Exons: 8
Coding region: 1-1497 (498 amino acids)
Source: RefSeq, a predicted model, not a curated record